Messenger RNA from Candida tropicalis MYA-3404, 1032 nucleotides. RefSeq lists its product as uncharacterized. Bases 1 to 1032 code for a protein of 343 amino acids. The transcript has a single exon. Lineage: Eukaryota; Fungi; Ascomycota; Pichiomycetes; Serinales; Debaryomycetaceae. The record is from RefSeq and is a predicted model, not a curated record.
AUGUCAUCACCAAAUGCCCCUGGAUAUUCAAGUGAUUUACCACUACAGCGGAAACAGCAACAACAUGAGGAAAUGGUAGAUUCCACACAAUCUGAAUUUGAAGAGACAGAAGAAUCUGAUGCAGAUGAAGAUGAAAAUGGAGUUGUUAAUGCGUUUCCAUCUUCAAGCACAAAUAACUUUCCAAUGCUAGCCAUGAAUAAUAUGAAUGGAAGUGCAACUAAUACUAUAGUCUCUCAAGGAAAUUUUCGUAUUUCAAACCCCAACUUGACUAUAAAUAAUCAACCCCAAAAUGAUUCAAAUCAAUCCAAUUCAUCUUUAACAACUAAAAGCAACAAUACAAGUCCUACAAACAGUAAUGGUUCGACCCCGAUUGACCUGGAUCAUCCAAGCCAAGUGCAAGAUCAAGAUCAAGAAGUCCUUAAUGAAACUGGGCUAGAGGCAUAUUUUAGAAGAAAAGCACUUGGUAUUAUUAACCAAAGUGCAAUUGAUAAAGUAACGAAAUCACCAGUAAGACCUGUCAAGAAUAAGUCCAAAUCGAAAAGAAAGACAAACUCAAUCAUAAGUUCAUCCAAUUCUAGUGGAUCUGUAGAUGAGGAAAACGGAAUACCUUCGCAAUUGAACGACCCUGAUGCUACUACUACUACUGCUGCUCCACCGCAUCAAAGACGAAGAGAACUUACGGCAGAAGAAAGGAACUACAUAUAUGGCAUCAACGAUGGUAUAGUAUUGCUACUGCAAAAAUGUGAAGAAAUGCAUAAAAAAUUUGAAGAAUUGUUAAUGUCACAUAAAAAACUAAGGUCACUUAGGAAAACAGACAUUGCAGAGCUUUUAAAAAAACUGAAACCUCCUCGUCUUUCUGGAAAUGAUUUAGCACAGAUUUCAGGGUUCAAAUAUGAGACAUAUAAAACAACUUUACGACGUCGUACAACUAGAUUGAAUGGGCAUACCGCAAGGAGAUCCGGCCGUAGAAGAAAAGAAGAUAGAGAACCAGACGAAGUCAAUAAUGAUAAUCAAAAUAACAAUGUACAAUGA